UCUAUUUGUAAAUACACAAGAAAAUAUCCAACACUAUACCGUCUUCUUAACUGUCCAACACCUUUUUAACAUGGCGAAUGUUAAGGAUGAAAUCUCUAUAGAUGUCGCUUGGGAGGACCAACAGCGCAUUUGCACCUUCUCCCGACUUCAUCGACGUAUUCAACACCUUCAAACUCGUCUGAAGCUCCUCACCGAUGAUAUCGAGAAGUUCGAGGAUGCCAGUACGGAGGUGAUGAUUUGCGAUAGCGUUAAAUAUGUAUUGGGCGAGUCGUUUGUCGACAUGGAUCCGGACCGCGCCUCGGAUCUUCUGCAGGAAGAAAAGACGACUCUCGAAAAAGACAAGGAAGGCGCCGAGGAAGAGCUCAAGGAACUUCAAAGUGCUCUUGGUGAGCUAAAAGCGCAGCUCUAUGCUAAGUUUGGAACUCAAAUUUACUUGGAGGAUCAAUAAAAGAUGAUAUGCAUCUCUUUUGAAAGCAAUAAAAUUAGUAGCUGUGUGUGUAUUUUCUUCACAGUGAAUAGAAAAGAUGCAAGAUCUGCACUGAGCCUAGGCUUUUUUCUUCUUCAAUCAUAAGCCUACUUACAAGAAGCUGAAUUCCCACAUUGUCUUUUCCUUCCGCGCUGUCAGCUCAUUCAAUUUUUAUGACGCCAUCAAUUCCCACAAACGAAAAGAGCCCUCUGGAGAACAGUUUUAAAGUAUUUGAUCUUUAAACCUGGAAGCUUAUUAUUUUUAUUUGGUUUGGAUGAAACUUCCAGUUUCCGUUGUGCUAAAUAGUGUCCCGGUAAAAUAAAAUCAGCUGUCAUGUCAGGGCGAUUUCGACUGAUCGGGGUUGUUGGGGUCACUGUGUAAAACUAUUGUUCUUCGAAUAGUCUGAAUCCGUAUGAGCUUAAUGACUUUAUGGCGUAAAUACAUAUAUAUAUAUGUCUAUAAUACAAAUAUAGAUAUAGAUUUGGUGCUGUUGGGUGGAAAAUCAGCAAAAGCAAUUCUUUUGCUAUCCUACGCACAAAAAUAUGUGCAACCCACAUAUGCAUACGCAAAAAAAAAGUUGAGGGUGGAGAGAGUAGAAUAAAAUGGCAAUCCUAAAUAUAUUUAUCGCGUCUUGUUAAUAAAU
This is a messenger RNA of Phytomonas sp. Hart1, 1109 nucleotides long. The record is from the annotation of a GenBank genome assembly. NCBI's taxonomy places the organism in Eukaryota, Euglenozoa, Kinetoplastea, Trypanosomatida, Trypanosomatidae.